CGGGAGACGCCACAACAGUGAGAGGCCCGCAUACCACCAAAAAAAAAACAAAAACAAAAAAAAACAAAAAAAUAGGCACCAGCACUAUUUAGAUUUAACUCAAACUGAAAUCUCGAACCAGAAUCCCAUCUAAUGAAGGUAACUGUGCUUUCUGCAAGCGCUCCAAGCCAGCCUGUGGAUCUUGGGGUGCUGGUGGCAUGAUGUGCAAAGUAAUGAGAGAAAAGGAAGGAGCUCCAGCUAGGCCUGUGGGAUAGGACCAGGCACAUUUUCAUGUUCAUUUCUUGUCCCAGUCAUUAUUUUCUCCCUUCCCGAUUCUCUACAAGUUGUUACAAGGGGCAGAAUGUAUUUCAUGUUAAGCCAGCCAACCAGACUUUUUGCUAUUCUUGUUUUUCUGUUAAAAGAAAAAAAAUAGUCCAGAUAAUUUCUUAAGUGUAUGAAUGUAAAAGAAAGCUGGGUGGCUCUCCUCCUAGGUUGGAUGUUUGCAGUUGCAGGAGCAGAUGUGCUCUAUUUCCACUUUAAUAUUAGCUGGGUAAAUCCCACAUUUUCUCAGAGCAGAGCACAUCUGCUAUAUACUUUAACUAGAAGCAAAUUACAAUUAUGUUUAAACUUAUACUGUCCAAUACAGCAGUCACUGGCUACAUAUGGUUAGUUAAAUGUUAAUUAAAAAUAAAUUAAGAAUUCAGUUCUCCAGUCACACUGGCCACAUUUCAAAUGCUCAGCAGCCACACGUGGCACAGGACCGCCCAGGUCUGGGACAGUUCCACCGUGUGAACCCUCUCAACAGCACUGGUCUGCACUUUCACUCCAGAGAGAAAAGCUCUGCCAUCGUGUUUAAGUCUUAACAACUUAGAGUGCCUAGAAUUAAGAGGGAAACAUGUAUUUAAAACAGUUCACAAUGUUAAAUCACACAGGUCGAGCCAUGUGAAAUUCUAUUGGACUGUUUUUGAUCUACAAAAAUGACAGUUUCACAUAAUUUGAUCUACUAUAUCAGUGCAUUAACACCACAUGUCAUUGAACUUGAAACGUGCAUCUCCUCUGAUCUCGCUCCUAUGAAUCCAGGCUCUUUUGUUUAGAAGGUACACAGCUGUAACUUCUAACAUUUGCACUUACAUCAUUAGUCUCUGGACAGGCAGCAGUUGUAACUCCAGCAAGAAAGCCUCGGGCAGUGUUGAUGGAGGAAAGUGGCCUUUAUACCGCAUGGAACUUAACAACAGACUAGACUACUUUGUUGGGGAAGGUGGUCCUCACACAGGCAACACCGUUGGCUUAGGAAAUGAACGCAUCUCCUCUCUGAAUUCCGUAGUGUUUUUAUUUCUUGAUUUUACUCCAGCAGACACGUCUGAAGGGUAUCAUGAAGGGUCUUUGGAGAAGUGACUGGACCCGUGUGAACUGUCCACUUGAACCCCAGCGAUGUAAAUGUGCCUCUCUGUAUUUUGACAUUUUUAACUGUGCAGCUGUAUCACGCCUAUUUCAAAAGCUCUUCGUGCUCUUCGGGGCUCUCCCCUCGUGCCGUGUUGUCUCUAGCGUGUUUGUGGCUUCUCGCUCAGAGAGCAGUGCUGAGGCAGGGCCUCACGCCGAGUCACAGGGCUCCUCGGAACAAGAAAACUUUCUCAGAAGUCCUCCCACACAGGUGGGUGACAGAAACAGUUUGUGGCAACACAAAUCUCUCUCCAUGGUGGAGAAACUUUUGCUUAUCCACUGUAUUCUACUCAGUGUCUAGUGAUGACAAAUGUAAUAGAAUAAAACCAGUAAAGUAUAUGGGCCCUGGUUAAGUGUUAAAUGUGUAUCUCACCUGUGGAACCUGCUCAGCAGCUUGGUUUCCGGGCUUGGGGGCAUAUUUAUUUCUUACAGCCAAACCUCUUCUUCAUUGGUUUAGUGUAUGUACAUAAGUCUAUUUAGAUAUACUUAUCCCACUUCCACCUCCACCGUCCCCUAAACUUUCUCACAUCCCCCCUGUUGCUGAAGUGGCCUCUUCACACAGGCCCUGGAGGAGCUCCUGAGCAAAGUCUGUUCCUGCAUCCAGGGCAUGGGUCCCACGGGAUGAGCGUAUGGCCGCAGGAAGGUGCCCAUAGCACAGGAAGGGGUGGGCGUGGGUGGCGUCAUGCUGUGGUCCAAGGUCUGUGCAUCGCCUCACUGGGUGCAGUACCUUCCCCCUCAGGUCUGUGAAGGACUCCAGACUGCCCUCUGUGAGUGAUGGUUGUGUGUGACGUAAUCAUUUCCACUAAAACCUAGUCUGUGUGAUGCUGAGAGGAUUAACUGUGCAAGUGACUGAUUUCAUUUAAGUUGUAAUCACAUCCCUUUUCUGCUUCACCAACCUGAACUGUUUUAUGGAAAGUAUCAUUAAAGAUCUGGUCUCUUUCCUUUUGACUAUUAUUUCUGAACACCUUUCAGUGGAGCAUAGUAAGUGAUGAUGUACUUAGCUCAAGCUACAGGCCGUUAGAGUCAGUCAACAGGUAGUAGUGGGUUUUUACAGACCCCUCGCCAUCUGGGGCUGCUGGUGCACAUGGGCCCCGACGGAGUGACCUGGAGGGGCAGGGGAGGGGGGUGGUGGGAGAGAGCCUCUAGUGCCUGCGUUCAGGUCCUGAGGGAGAGCUCGCCCGCAGUGAGUGACUUCAUCCUGUCUUUCCCUGUGACACUGAUUUUAUAAAAACGAGGCCCAACUUGACUCCUUUGGAGCCAGACUCGAUUCUGAGGAACUAGGUUUGGGGCUCCGAGCAAAGGAUCGCCUUUUAAAGCCAAACAGGCAAACAAGUGCCAUUGUUAAAAAAUAAAUAUUCUGCUUUACACCCCUCUCUGCCCCCAUGUCCCCUGCAAACAAGCAAAAAAAUCAAGACCCACCCUGUGUCCACACCCAUCGUUUUUCUGUGUUACUUAUUUGCCUGUUUCUAUCAGUCUUCUGAAACUGAAGACAAAGGCGCCUGCAGCCCAAAUGGUUUUGCCUCCAGUUCCCAUGUCACACGUCUCCUUUUGGCAGCUGUGCUGGUCAGAGGCCAUAGCGGCUACUGCUGCAGCCCCGGAGCUGAGCUCCACAGGGUGGAAAGGGAGGAGCUGGGAGGAGCUGCUGCUACAACCCCCAGGCCGCAAGCCAGAUCCCUCCCUGCAGGCAGGCAGGCACAGGGACCCACCCUGCAUUCUGGGGUGCUCCCUACAACCCCGCGGGACGAGCAGCGAAGAGGCCAGGCUCUGAACGUUCACCCUGCCCACCUUUUGCUGUUCGAACAGAGCUGCGGGAAUGCAGCUUGGAAGCCACGAGGAACCACAAUGACCCUCCCCUGUGGCCAGCACACUUAACACGGCUCUGCCUUUUAGGAAGGUGAAAGAACCAACUACUUCCAGGAAUCAGCCCUCUAAAAAGUACUGGUUUGGAAAGGAUUUGGGAGUGAAAGUGGAGAUAAUAAGGCUUUCUAGUAAAUCCACCUCUGGUGCAGCAGUACCGUUUCAGUGGGUGAGUGUAGCUAGAGCCCAAACAGGGACUCUGGCUGUCAGCUUUAAUUUGAACAAUUAAAAUGAUUAGCUUGAAAUAUGAGCAGCUCCUAGUUAACCUUUCCUUGAGAAACACAUCUUCCUUUUGGCUGUUUAUUGGUUCAUGUUUUUUUUUUAGGGAAAGUCACCCCUUCCACUUUACCUUGGCAGUGGCCGGGUACCUGAGGCACAGGGGACCACUGAGACCGGCUCCUCAGAGCCAGGGUGCUGGCUAGAAUGCCUGCUUUCUCCUCUAGGCUGCACUCUGCUUUUAUAGGCAAAGCUGCACCAGGUCUGAUCGAGCCUUAGUUCCCGAAGAGGGUCCGCCAUAUGUGCCUCAUCUGUGUUACUCCACGCAAGCGGAAACAAAGUAUUCCCAUUCCUUCCCAUUCUAAUUAUGUGGGAAAAGGGACAAAGGUAACCACUGAGGUGGUGUUCCCUGGUCCAGCAGAGGAAAAAUGGUUCCUCAUCUCACUACUGUAGCCCACAAACCAACCAACCAACCGGUACACAGAGCUAGGAGUUCACAGGAGGGGAAAUGCGGUAGGGUCUGGUGAAUGAUUGGGAGUGAAGCAGUAUUAGAAAAUGGAUCCAUGGACUGAGAAAUCUCAGUUACUUUAGGAUAGGAAGGGAGAACUUAAUGAACAACCUCCAGGCAACCUGCCUAGCAGCUUAAUUCCAGGAACUAAAAGCAUCCCUCACAAGGAGGAUGGUGUGUGGCAGGCUUAAAGGGCAAAAGAGUAAAAUACUUCAACUUAAAAUUGUUUCAAGCAGUUUUGUAUUAAGAGCUACCUCAUCCAUCCUGACAUUUGGGGAAAUACAGACUAGAUACAGCGGGACACAUAUCUGGAAAAAUGUAAAGCCAAGUAAACAAGUUUAAAACGUGACACACACAGAAGAACCUUGGAGAGAUAAGCUACUUAAGACAAAUCUUUUAUGGAAAAGCUCAGGGUAAAAAUACAGCCAACUGGGAGACCAAAGAAAUCCCUGCGCCUGGAGGAGAGCAGCAGGAUUUGAAGGCAGCUCAGCCUGGAAACCAUCACUACUGAACAAAGUGACAGAGGAAAGCUUCUGCUUACACCUCUGAGCACAAAACCGUCCCCCUUAGCUCUUCAUAGACAGCAGUCUUCUUCCUACUAAGAGGAGAGCAAAAGACUCAUACUGAUGUCCUAGGAAACAAAAACAGAUCCUAUGUACAAUUAGAGUCCCUCCCAGUGAGUAGAGACUGCAAGCCCAGACAGAGGUGGUCCAGCCAGCACCACAGAUGAAAAUGCCAAAAGAGCUCUCCGCCUAACACCACGGUCAGCUAAAAGGAAAGAAAUCCCUUUUAGGGAAGCUAUUUAAUUUCAAUAUGCUGCUUUUCUGCCAGGAUUUUCAAUUCCUCGGAACAUAAGCCGAGCCACGGACUGCUGCACGUGUGUCUGGGUCUGGGCUUCCCCGCCUCUUCAGAGCAGCAGCACCAGUUGUUGGCCAAAAAUAAACACCAUUCCUCAACCAUAUAUGUCCACCGGCCCGGAGCUGGGGAGGAGGAGCAGGAGGUAGGUCAGGACCCCGGGCUCCAGCCACACUCCGUGGCUGCCGUGCACCAUGCACAUCACCCAGCUCAACCGCGAGUGCCUGCUACACCUCUUCUCCUUUCUGGACAAGGACAGCAGGAAGAACCUUGCCAGGACCUGCCCCCAGCUCCAGGACGUGUUUGAGGACCCCGCGCUGUGGCCCCUGCUGCACUUCCGUUCCCUCACAGAACUCAAGAAGGACAACUUCCUCCUGAGCCCGGCGCUCAGGAGCCUCUCCAUCUGCUGGCACUCCAGCCGCGUGCAGGUGUGCAGCAUCGAGGACUGGCUCAAGAGCGCCCUCCAGAGGAGCAUCUGCAGCCGGCACGAGAGCCUAGUCAGUGAUUUCCUCCUCCAGGUGUGCGACAGGUGCCCCAACCUGGCAUCCGUCACGCUGUCGGGCUGCGGCCACGUCACCGACGACUGCCUGGCGCGUCUGCUGCGCUCCUGCCCGCGCCUGCGCGCGCUGCGCCUGGAGAACUGCGCGCGCGUCACCAACCGCACGCUGACGGCCGUGGCGGCGCACGGGCGGGCGCUGCAGACGCUGCACGUGGACUUCUGCCGCAACGUGAGCGCGGCCGGCCUGCGCCGCCUGCGCGCCGCGUGCCCGCGCCUGACUCUGCGCGCCGAACACAGCGCGGCCAUGAUCCCCGACCAGCUCCCGCGCGGCCUGCGUUCGCCCGGCGCUGCCCUCCGCAAGCAGCUUCUGCGCUAGGCCGGGCGGGCCGUGUCUGGGACACCGGCCCUGGGCCUCAGGGCUGGAGGAGUGGCCUGCAUUGAACAACAGUCCCUAGACAGCCGCCACAUCCUCAGCCAAGACGGGGAUACGAGCGCCUCCCGCACAUUACGAUUUUAUACAUUGGCUCAGUGCAAGGUUUGAUGGCCAGAUGCUUGAAAAACACUCUGGUGUUUCUCACUAAACACCAGCACCCUUCCCUGUCUCCCCUAAGCACCCGGUUCUCCGCCUGGCGCUGCGCGGGAGCCCUUAGCCCAUACUCCCCGGCUGAGGUCGCAGUUGGCGGGGGGGGGUCUAAAUAACAGCCGUGGGGAGGCGUGGCCGCUCGG
This is a messenger RNA of Aethalodelphis obliquidens (Pacific white-sided dolphin), 6080 nucleotides long. It is a transcript of the gene FBXL22, whose product is annotated as F-box and leucine rich repeat protein 22. Gene Ontology annotation, molecular function: protein binding. Gene Ontology annotation, cellular component: SCF ubiquitin ligase complex. The transcript is spliced from 2 exons. Bases 5050 to 5730 code for a protein of 226 amino acids. The record is from RefSeq and is a predicted model, not a curated record. Gene Ontology annotation, biological process: SCF-dependent proteasomal ubiquitin-dependent protein catabolic process. NCBI's taxonomy places the organism in Eukaryota, Metazoa, Chordata, Mammalia, Artiodactyla, Delphinidae.